Molecule: messenger RNA, 1267 nt
Organism: Microdochium trichocladiopsis
Lineage: Eukaryota; Fungi; Ascomycota; Sordariomycetes; Xylariales; Microdochiaceae
Exons: 4
Coding region: 130-1143 (337 amino acids)
Cellular component (GO): mitochondrion
Molecular function (GO): oxidoreductase activity; zinc ion binding
Source: RefSeq, a predicted model, not a curated record
CACUCAAAUCCACCGAGCUUGAGAUUGCCGGCCUUGACGACAACAAACAGCAACUGCAAUCGAAUUUGACCUAGCAUAUCCAUUUCGAAUUCUCUUUCCCAGCCAAUUCGCAAGCCAGCUUCUCCAACCAUGCGGGGCAUCCAGAUAUCAGAAUACGUCAAGGGCCCCAAGGAGCUCAAGGUGACCGAGGUCCCCGAGCCCAAGCAAGGUCCCAACGACUACCUGAUCGAGGUCCACGCCGCGGCGACGAAUUUCUUCGACAUCCUGCAGAUCCAGGGCAAAUACCAGAAUCAGCCUCCCUUUCCCUGGAUAGGCGGCGCCGAGUUCAGCGGCAUCGUCCUCGCCACGCCACCGGGCAACCCGAAACCGCUGUACCCCGUGGGCAGCAAGGUCUUUGGCGCCUCGCAGGGCUCCUACGCGACCAAGAUCCUCGCGCAGGAGACGACCCUCCUGCCCGUCCCGGAGGGCUGGUCCUUCCGCGACGCCGCGGGCCUGUUCGUCACGGCGCCGACCUCGUACGGCGCGCUGGUUCUCCGCGCGGGCGUGAAAGCCGGCGACUACGUCCUGGUCCACGCCGCGGCGGGCGGCGUGGGCCUGGCGGCCGUGCAGAUCGCCAAGGCGUUUGGCGCGACCGUCAUCGCGACGGCGGGCACCCAGCGCAAGCUGGACGUCGCGCGCGAGUUUGGGGCCGACCACGUCGUCGACUACCGCGAGGCGGACUGGCCGGAUAAAGUGCGCGCGCUGACGCCCAAGAAGCGCGGCGUGGACAUCGUGUACGACCCCGUCGGCCUGGUGGACCGGAGCACAAAGUGCAUCGCGUGGAACGGGCGGAUCCUCGUCGUGGGGUUCGCGGCUGGCACCAUCGAAAAGGUCGCGAUGAACAAGGUCCUGCUCAAGAACAUCAGCCUCGUGGGGAUCCACUGGGGCCAGUAUGCCAAGUUUGAGAAGGAGAGCGUCCCCGUCGUGUGGAAGGGGAUCAUGGAGCUGAUUGAGCAGGGCAAGUUCAAGGGCACCGUGUUCUCGGACAAGGAGUUUGUCGGCCUCGAGAGCGUGCCGGAUGCGCUGGUUGCGCUGGGCGGGAGGGAGAGCUGGGGUAAGGUCGUGGUGGAUGUGCCCGAGUCCGCUGGCAAGAGCAAGCUCUGAGCAUUUUGCACAAAGUGAGAUGAAGCAGACUUGCUUUCACUCUGGCCCUCCGGCAUUUGAGAGGAUAUCAACUACGCAUCGCAUAACACUUCCAUGGCCAUUUAUAUUUUUGAAAGAACAAAAA